CUGCGCCGCCUUUCGGGUCCGGCCGGGAUUGUCCCUCGGCGGCCGCCGUCCACCCGUUUUGUUUCCCUUGGCUCCGGAGGCCCAAAAUGGCGGCGGUGGUGGCGGAGUUGGAGCGCGUCCGCGUCUCGGCCGCGGAACUGAGGCGAGGGAUGCGGGCCGAAGCCGGAGAGGCAGCGGCGGCGGUACUGGGCAGAGCCGGAGCAGAGAUCAUGAAAGAGCCCCGGCACCGGAAGGACAACAGGCGCCCAGACCUUGAAAUCUACAAGCCUGGCCUCUCCCGGUUGCGGAACAAGCCCACCGUGGCAAAGCCAGAGCUUCCGGGUCCAGAGGUGCCCAAGGGAGGACUGGCUCCUGGCAAGAGCUCUUCCAGCAGGGAGGAUCCACAGGGCCCCCAGAAGUUGCAGAGUGGAAAUGGCCAGCAGCCAAAUGGCCUCUUAGAAGGGAAUGCUGAGGCUCCCACAGGCCAGGCAGGCACCCCUGAAGACUGGUGCCCUCGGAUCAUCCGGCGAGCCAAGAAGCCGGACCAGCAGAUCUACCAGCCUGGGAAACGCCUGCAAGCCUCAUCCAAAGAGCCAAGGGCCGAGGAGCCCCCCACCAAGGGAGAGAAGGGCAAAGAGUCCGAGAGGGAUGCCAUUGGGAAGUGCAAGGAAGGCAGCAGGCGGCCCUCAGUUCUGGAGGAGAAAGAGGGGAGCCUGAGCAAAGAGGGGACCAGGCCCCUCCGAGGAGAGAAGGGCAGGAGGGCAGAGCGUCCCAAGAAAGGCAGUGAGGAGGCUACCACUGCCCCUGGCAGCAAGAUGGGCACCCCAAAACGCUACUCACGCUCUGACAAACGCCGGAACCGAUACCGUACCUGCAGCACCAGCUCGGCUGGGAGCAACAACAGUACAGAUGGGGUUCGCGGGGAGAUGGAGGCCGGGAAGAAGCGGCCGGAGCCCAUGAAGGAGAGGCUCCAUCCCCGUCAACAGCCCUUGCAACAGCAGCUGCUGUCUGCUUCCUCCACCGAUUCCCUCGAUGAUGACCGAGCUGACGAGGGUGUGGGAGGCAGGGAUAUGGAAAGGAAAAGGCACCCAGAGCAUGGCUGGCUUUCCAGGACAACCAGCAGCGGAAGGGAGGCCAAAGGCACCCAGCCCAAUGGUGGUGGCAGCCGAGGCCCAGGCAGGGGUCUCCCAAAUGCGUCUGAAGGGGACUGGCGGAAGCGCAAGCCCUCAGGGGCCAGCCUGAGUGACUCCACGGAAGCUGGAGGGGAGGGGAAGCCCCCAGGUAGGGGCCGUGGGAUCCUGGUCCUUCCUGCCAACACGGACCUCACGGCUGGGGGUGGGGGCUCUCCCGAGGCUCCCCACUCGGCAGGAAACCGCCUCCUCUUUGGCAACAGCCUCAGCAAAGGGAGCCGAGGCAGGGGCCGAGGGGGCUCUGGGCGGAGGCUCUGGGAUCCCAACAACCCUGAGCAGAAGCCGGCACUGAAGAGCCAAACGGCCCCGCUGCAUUUCUUGGACACGGACGAUGAGGCGGCUCCCCCUGCUGCCCCCCGGGGAGACCCCCGUCAGGCCCAGGCUUCCUUCUACCGCUUCCAGAACUCAGAUAACCCCUAUUCCUAUGGCCGCUCUGUGGGCCAGGCUCCAGCCUACCCUUAUCCCGGCUAUUCCUUGCCCUACCCCAUGGCAGCCAGCAAUGGGGUCUACCCUGGGCCCUACUACCAAACAGCUGGCUACCCAAGCCAGCCCCAUGAGGCCUACAUCUGUGGCAGUCCACUACUGGCCUCCCCACUCAGCCCUGAGAUGGAGCAGCAGGUCUGCGGGCUGCAGCAGCAGGAGCUCAGCAAGGUCCUCCGCGAGGCCAGCAACCUGGAACAGCAGCUGAGCAACCUCCUCUCUCGGGAUAGGCUGAGCCCCGAGGGCCUGGAGAAGAUGGGGCAGCUCAGGGCUGAGAUGCUUCUGCUGUAUGAGCGCUGCCUCUUGAGCGACAUUGAGUUCGCUGACACCCAAAAUGUGGACCAGCUGCUCUGGAAGAACGCUUUCUACCAGGUGAUUGAGAAGUUCCGCCAGUUGCUCAAGGACCCUCUGGAAGAGAAUGCCCAAGAGAUCCGCAGCAAGUUGCUCCAGAUCCUGGAUGAGGGCACCCUUUUCUUUGACAAUUUGCUGCAGAAGCUGCAGGUGACUUACCAGUUCAAGCUGGAAGACUACAUGGACGGCAUGGCAGUUCGCAGCAAGCCCCUGCGGAAGAUGGUGAAAUAUGCACUCAUCAGUGCCCAGCGGAGCCUGAUCUGUCAGGGUGACAUCUGCAGGUACCGAGAGCAAGGCAGCGACACAGCCAACUAUGGGAAGGCACGCAGCUGGUACCUGAAAGCCCAACACAUUGCCCCAAAGAAUGGACGCCCCUACAACCAGCUGGCUCUCCUGGCUGUCUAUACGAGGAGAAAGCUGGAUGCUGUCUACUAUUACAUGCGCAGCUUGGCUGCCAGCAACCCCAUCCUGACUGCCAAGGAGAGCCUCAUGAGCCUCUUUGAGGAGACCAAACGUAAGGCUGAGCAGUUGGAUCAGAAGAAGAGCUCAGUCCAGUGCAUGCAGGGCAAAAAGACGAGCUCCUUCCGGCCUUCAGUGGAUGACACCACCCGCCUAGAGCUCUGGAUCCACCCCUCCCACCCCCGUUCUGGCCAGGGACAUGAAUCUGGCCGCGAUUCGGAGCAGGACAACGGGCUCGGGAACCUUAGCCCCAGUGAUCUGAACAAAAGGUUCGUCCUGAGUUUUCUCCAUGCCCAUGGGAAGCUGUUUACCAGGAUUGGGAUGGAGACAUUUCCGACAGUGGCAGCUGAAGUCCUCAGCCAGUUCAGGGCGCUGCUGGAACACAGCCCGCCGCCCAUCGGGAGCACCCGCAUGCUGCAACUCAUGGCCAUCAACAUGUUUGCUGUGUACAACUCCCAGCCUAAAGAGUGUCUCUCAGAAGACUGCCGCUCAGUGAUCCAAGAACAGGCCACAGCGCUGGGACUCUCCAUGUUCGCUCUGCUGGUCAAGCGUUGCUCGGACCUUCUGCGGGAGGUCUCCCCAGCAAGUCCAUCCCCGGAGGGCCCUGAGGACGACGACAUCAAGGUCUCCUCCUUGCCACCGGACCUAAAGGAGUUUCUGCCCAGCAUCAAGGUCUGGUCGGACUGGAUGCUUGGAUACUCGGACACCUGGAACCCACCGCCCAGCGCUCUGGAGCUUCCUCGAUCGGUCUCCGUGGACGUGUGGGCCACGUUGGCCAACUUCUGCAACAUCCUGACAGCGGUGAACCAGUCGGAGGUGCCCCUCUACAAGGACCCGGAUGAGGACCUGGCCUUGCUCAGCCUGGAGGAGGACCGCCUACUCUCUGGCUUCGUCCCGCUGCUGGUCGCCCCACAGGAGCCCUGCUACGUGGAGAAAGCCUCGGACAAGGUUAUUGCGGCCGACUGCAAGAGGGUCACGGUGCUGAAGUAUUUCCUGGAAGCCCUCUGUGGCCAAGAAGAGCCAUUGCUGGCAUUCAAGGGUGGAAAGUAUGUGUCAGUGGCCCCGGUCCCAGACGCCAUGGGAAAGGAAGCGUCCAGCCAAGGGGGAAAACAACUGGAAGAUCAGGAGGAUGACAUCCGAAUUGAGGCCUUUGAGGACGACUCGGAGGCCGAAGGAAGUGGCGACGAGCUGGACAUCAAGGAGCUGCGGGCCAAGAAACAGGCACUGACCCGGAAGGUGGCUGAACAGCAACGCCGCCAGGACAAAAUCCAGGCAGUGCUGAAGGACCAGGCUCAAGUGAGGCAGAUGGAGCUGGAGAUCCGACCUGUCUUCCUGGUCCCGGACACCAAUGGCUUCAUUGACCACCUGGGCAGCCUCACCCAGCUCCUGGAUUGCCGGCAGUUCAUCCUGGUGGUGCCCCUGAUUGUGAUCAAUGAGUUGGAUGGGCUGGCUAAAGGCCCCGAGUCGGAGCACCGGGCAGGAGGCUACGCACGGCUGCUGCAGGAGCGGGCCCGCAAAGCAGUGGAGUUCCUGGAGGCUCGCUUUGAGCGGCGGGACAGCUACAUGCGGGCCCUGACCAGCCGGGGCAACGAGCUGGAGUCCAUCUCCUUCCGCAGUGAAGACAUCUCCCGGCAGCAGGGAAACAAUGACGACUUGAUCCUCUCCUGCUGCCUCCAUUACUGCAAUGACAAGGCCAAGGACUUCAUGCCAGCCAACAAAGAUGACCCGAUCCGGCUGCUCCGGGAGGUGGUUCUGCUGACGGACGACCGGAACCUGCGCGUGAAGGCCCUGACCCGCAACGUGCCUGUGAGGGACAUCCCCACUUUCCUCAGGUGGGCCCAGGAGGGCUGAGGCAACCCCCGGCGGGCACCACCACCACCACCACCACUCUCCCACCAGGGAGGAGAAGCUGUGCAAGUCUUUGCUGCCAUCAGGGGGCGGCCUUGAGGCGGUGGGCUGAGCGCCACACUGGCGCUGCCACUUCUGACGCCGACGCCGCCAUCGCUGCUGCGCUGCCGCCCGCUCCACUGUUCCGAGAUCCACCCAUGAACAAUAAAACGCAGCAGCGACUCCAACCCCACCGAAUGGCCGUGCUGUGGGGUGCGAGAGCAAGAGAGAGCGGUUGGGCCCCAGGCCCGCUGGGAAAGGUUGUUGUUGUUGUUGUUGUUCCGGCCAGGGAGGCUUUAAAAAAAGUGUGUAGUGGGGUUUUUGCCCAGAUGGGAAGAAAACUCCCACUGAAGGGAGUCCCUCUCUUUACCUCCCUUGCCAAGGGAGGGAUAGGGGCAGAACUGGAAUGCAGGGAGCUGUUUGUGGGAACCCCAACCCCUUCCCCCUAGAAGCUCCCAGACAGGAGGGGAUGGAUUCCCCUGCCAUCAUCAUCAUCACCACCAUCAUCUCCAUCACCUCACCCCACCCCCCGGGCAUGGUCCUGACUUUUCUUCUUCCUGCCUAAAAUGGAUCCUUUUCCCCCUGUCCCCCGUUUUAUGUUCCCCACACCACAAAGUUGUUGCCCGUGGGUUUCUUAAUACCUCUCCCUUGUUCUCUUACUUCCUCCCCCAGUUUCCAUCAACACACACACACACACACACACACACGUACGUUACUUAGCCACUGGUGUGAUUUAGAGAGGAGACGAUGAUUGCUUGCGCAUAUUGCUAUCUUUAGGGUGUAGGGCUUUGGGGGUGGGAGGCAACGGGGUGGUCUUCAUAGGGGAGUUUGGAGGGCAUGGAGAGGACCAGGUUGCUCAAGGGGGGGAUGUCUGUUCACACAGAGGACUUGCUCUGGGGGCAAAGACCUUUUGUAAUGACACCUGUAAUGAAAGGGGGAGCGGUAAAGGGGUGACACUCCCAUGUGCCCCAUGCUUUUUCAAAACAGUGUUCUGCCCCUUCUUCCCCACACUCUGGGAGUUGUAUCUGCUCUGUAGCAAAGGGAAAAGCAAUGGUUGCCCACCCCCAGGUCCUUUGGGCUCUGGCCAGGGGAGCCUGGGAUUGUCUCCCCCUCUUCUCCCCCCCAAAAAAGAACCUUGUGCUUGAGGACUCAGCUCUGUUGGAGUCAGCCAUGCAGAGAAGCCCUGGAGCCCCCUUAGCUUCCAAUGGGGGUUUCUCCAGAAGAGGUUUGGGUCACCAUGCUGGACUUGCCACCCUUGGUGCUUCGCAUCAGCAGCCAAGGAAGGUGAGGUGUGGGACGGGACACCCCUGGUUCUGCUUUUGCCUGUCUGAGUUUGAUGAAGGCUUUGUGACCAUUUCCGUUGUGUUGUUUUCUUAAUAAAUCUUUUAGUAGGGCA
Messenger RNA from Sceloporus undulatus (fence lizard), 5742 nucleotides. RefSeq names its product SMG6 nonsense mediated mRNA decay factor (gene SMG6). Bases 87 to 4310 code for a protein of 1407 amino acids. The transcript has 19 exons. Gene Ontology annotation, molecular function: telomeric repeat DNA binding; telomerase RNA binding; protein binding. Gene Ontology annotation, biological process: nuclear-transcribed mRNA catabolic process, nonsense-mediated decay. Gene Ontology annotation, cellular component: telomerase holoenzyme complex. Lineage: Eukaryota; Metazoa; Chordata; Lepidosauria; Squamata; Phrynosomatidae. The record is from RefSeq and is a predicted model, not a curated record.